Molecule: messenger RNA, 7521 nt
Organism: Antechinus flavipes (yellow-footed antechinus)
Lineage: Eukaryota; Metazoa; Chordata; Mammalia; Dasyuromorphia; Dasyuridae
Gene: CERS6
Product: ceramide synthase 6
Exons: 11
Coding region: 221-1411 (396 amino acids)
Biological process (GO): ceramide biosynthetic process
Cellular component (GO): membrane
Molecular function (GO): DNA binding; sphingosine N-acyltransferase activity
Source: RefSeq, a predicted model, not a curated record
GAGGAAAGCCAGGGCUCAGAAGGAGCCCGAGCCAUCGCCAGCACCAGCAGCAGCAGCAGCAGCUGCGGUGGCAGAGGCAGCCGAGGAGUAGACGCGGUCCCGGCUGCACAGGCUCUAGGGCAUAGACCCAACUGCAUCCCCGCCCUCCUCCACCCUCAGCACAUUGCAAGGAACCCGGCCGCUGCAGUGAAAUCUGCAGGACAAGGCUGGACAAAGCAAGAUGGCAGGGAUCUUAGCCUGGUUCUGGAACGAGAGGUUCUGGCUGCCCCACAAUGUCACCUGGGCAGAUCUGAAGAACACAGAAGAAGCCACCUUCCCUCAGGCUGAAGAUCUCUAUCUGGCCUUUCCGUUGGCCUUCUUCAUCUUCAUGGUCAGGCUAGUCUUUGAAAGAUUCAUAGCCAAACCAUGUGCCUUAGGGCUUAACAUUCAGGCCAAUGGACCACAGAAAGCCCAGCCUAAUGCCAUUCUGGAAAAGGUCUUCACUGCAAUUACAAAGCAUCCAGAUGAGAAAAGAUUGGAAGGUCUUUCUAAGCAGUUAGACUGGGAUGUUCGCAGUAUCCAGCGCUGGUUUCGACAGAGACGCAACCAGGAGAAGCCUAGCACUCUUACAAGGUUCUGUGAGAGCAUGUGGCGAUUUACAUUUUACCUUUAUGUAUUUACCUAUGGAGUCCGGUUCCUAAAAAAGACACCUUGGCUGUGGAACACAAAACAAUGCUGGUACAAUUAUCCUUAUCAGCCACUGACACCUGAUCUUCAUUACUACUAUAUCCUGGAAUUGUCAUUCUAUUGGUCCUUAAUGUUUUCUCAAUUUACUGACAUCAAAAGAAAGGACUUUGUUAUUAUGUUCCUGCAUCAUCUUGCAACCAUCUCCUUGAUCACCUUUUCAUAUGUCAACAAUAUGGCCAGAGUGGGGACUCUGGUCAUGUGCCUCCAUGAUGCAGCUGAUGCCCUGCUGGAGGCUGCCAAAAUGGCAAAUUAUGCCAAAUUUCAAAAAUUGUGUGACCUCAUGUUUGUCAUGUUUGCAAUAGUCUUCAUCACCACAAGACUUGGUAUAUUUCCUCUCUGGGUAUUAAAUACAACAUUGUUUGAAAGCUGGGAAAUUGUUGGACCCUACCCAUCCUGGUGGGUUUUCAACUUGUUGCUGUUGUUAAUUCAAGUCCUGAACUGCUUCUGGUCUUACUUGAUCAUAAAGAUAGCUUGCAAAGCUAUUUCUAAGGGCAAGGCUGGAAAAUGGAAUCCUUUGCAUGUGUCCAAGGAUGACCGGAGUGAUAUUGAAUCCAGCUCAGAUGAGGAAGAUUCACUGCUUCCUGCAAAGAGCUCACAACAUCCCACCACCAAUACCAAUGGGACCAGCGGCACCAGUGGCACAAAUGGGUACCUCACAGGUGGUCCUUGUGUGGAGGAACACUAAUUACUCUAAACCACAAGACCUGAACAAAGUGAACUCUUUGCUACUGGAAGUAUUUAACUAAGUUGCGAAUGCGGUCCCUUUCCUAUAUCUCAGCAUCAGAAACAAAAAUUAGGAUUAUCAAAGCAUUCUGAUAGUGCACUGCCAUAUUUCCUGUCUGUGAAUGAAGAAGACUUUCCAUUCUCUAUAUGUAGGCAUGCUGUAUGUAUAUGUUAGUGGCCCAAAUGGGAACAGUAUUUUCAUAUGUAAUGUCUUUGAAUAUUAUUUAUUUUUUGUAUUUGUUUGUAAAUCUGUGGACAAAAGGGAACUGCCUCACUCCUUUACUUUGCAAAUUCUUUAUGGAAGAAAGAGAUGCUGUGAUCUCUUCUAUCCCUUUUUGUUGCUGUAGCUUAGAUUGCUAUAAGUAUUUGUCAGCUUGAAUUGUUACUUAUAGUAAGCUAAAGGCAGCUUUGCAGACUGUAGCUCAGCUCCAGAUGUGUUUGCCUCCUUUGUGUUAUAGUGCCGGUUUACAUUGCUGAUCAAUUCACAAUGGCUGUUCUCCCAAUGUAAAGUUUAAACAGGCUGAAUUAGUUUUGUAAGUAGUCUUUCUCUAAUGUGAUCAAUUAGCAGUUCAAAUUAAACAGUGGUUAUUAUAGGGUAUUAUUUUAGCAUUGUUUUUAAAUUAAAUUGGUAGUUAAUUGCAUUAGAAUAGGCUCCAUUACUUGUGUGCAUACUCAUAAUGUAUUUAUGUCAGGGGCUAUGGUAAAUUCCUAGUUGCAGCUUAGUUCUGCCUUGUAAGCUUAACUCGGGCAGGAUCUUGCAUUGCUUUUGGUUCAGCUGAGAAACAUUGCUCAGGUCCAUAGUUAUAAGUGGAGAAUUCACAUUUAAUAUUGAGAAUUUGUCUUUGUGAGCUUGGAAGAAUGAAAGCAGAGCCCACCAGCUCAGAGAUUAGUCAUUAUUGCAUGCAUGCGCAGAAAGGUUUCAGCCAGGCUUUGCUGCUCUCCCUAUAAUUGCUGUAAUAGUCUGCCUUGUCAUGGAAGAAAGCAAGCUGAACGUCUUGCUCAAAUAGAAAAGUCAAUUUUUAGAGCCUUAGAAGAGUUCUCCCAAGUGUUGAGCACUUUAUUGCAUCCAGCUUUUAAAACCCCUAUAGUAUUUGACCUGGACGUGUGUGUGUGUGCGUGUGCCUAUGUAAUAAUUAUGCCUGACAAAAUCAGUAGGAAAAGAAUAUUUGACCACCUUCCUCAUCCAAAAACCAAAAUGAUUUGCUUAUUCUACAAACUAAGUUGUCAGCUUGACCCUCUAAAUCCCAACUUUUUAAACUGUGAGUUGUAAUCCCAUACGGGUCUUUGAAGCAGAAUGUGGGGAGUUGUGAAAUUAUGAUUUAUCAUCAGUAAACAUUGGAUUUUUGUACCUAUUUUAUGUUCCUAUAUGUCCAGAGUCAUAUAAAAAUUUCUCUGGUGAAAAGGGGUUGUGAAUGGAAAAAAGUUUAAGAAGGCCUGCUCUAAAUCCCUCUUUAGAUUUGUUUAGCUCCUAGCAGUUUCCACAGAGCACUAUUCUGAUUGGAAAUUGCUUUCCCCAAUAGUGUCUGGAUCAGCAGCAAGAGAUUUCUUGGCAACAGAUUUGAUUGAACUUCCUUUUGGACAGUGUUAUAAGUGUGAAAAAAGAAGAAAAACGGUAAUAUGAACCAAAGAACUUUUUUUUUUUUAAAUGUAAGUGGGAAGAAAGAAGAAGCAAUAGCUUUUCUUUCUAAUGACAAAAAAAAAAAAAAAAAGAAUUGUCUCAGAAGAUUAUACAUUAAAGAAUUGAAUCUUCCCACUUCUUCAGAAUACAGUUUCUGGUUUAACCCAUACCAAUAGUUGAGGAGAUUUGGAAAGAUAUGAGUCAUUGAGAAAGCAAUAUUCUUACUUCUUAUAGAACCCUAUUACUUUAGGUCUGAAAUGAGGAUGUGUGUAUGUGUAUAUUUGUGCAUUUAUGUUAGUAAUCAAAAAGGAUUAAUAGCACUUGUUUGUCAUCUGAAAAUAUGCUGAAAAUGUGAGCUGUCUUAAAAUAAUGUCAAGCAUGUUAGAAAUAUAAGAAGAGAAAAUUCAUCUUAUAUCUUUUAAAAUAAAGAUAGUAAAGGUGAAAUGUGAUACUGUGCUUUAGUUUCUAUGGUCAAUUUCCAGCCCAGCUGAUUUCUAGCAGAAAUUAUGGGAUGGAAGCAUCAAAUUCUAAGUGUGUAUGGAAAUUGGUCCCAACAAGGCCAUGUGCUCUUCUAUUUGUUUGGAAAAGCAAUUUCAGAAUGAUAAAUUUUGAAAUAUUUGGUGUAGGAAUCAUUGCUUAAAGAUUAGGCAUAUGAUUUCUGAGUGUUUUUCAAGUUAGGUUGUGGAUUAUAUUUUUACCCAGAUAGUUAGCAUGAGAUUUGGGAGGACCCCAAAGAUAGCACCAUACCAGUUGAUUUGAAUCUAAGUCCUUCCAAGAACCUGUGGAUUCAUAUUUCAUUCAGUGCUCUUGGGCAGAGAGUCCUUUUAAUUUAAUAACUUUGAGUUAAUAAAGCUAAUAAGCUAUCUUGAUAAACUAUUAUAUAUAUGUACAAAUAUACAUAUGUGAUAUGCAUAUUAUAUGCUUAUAUGUAUACACAUACAUAUAUAUAUUCUGUUCUGAACCUCCCUUGAGGCUAGGUGAGGGUAAUAUAUAAUAUCUACCAAUACCAUAGCCUUGGAAGCAUAGACUGUAAAUUUAUACAGAUUGAUAGUUUAGCAUAACAUAGUCCUGAGUAGACAUUCCUCCAGUUUACAUUCAUGCCAUUCAUGUAUGUAGGAAAGGGAAAGAUAGAAAAACUUCUAGGAAAAAAAAAAAGGUUUUAUUCCAAAAAGUUAUAAGGUUUUGUGUUUUUUUGACAUUUUAGGAGGAAAAAAAGAAUUAGGUGGUUAGAUUUUGGCCUUGUGUCAAAUUAAACAAUUGAUACAUUUUUAAAAGUGUGACCUGUGUAUUUUGUGUGUACAUUUAUCCAAAAAGCCAAACCAUGCUUAGUCCUGGCCAGUCCUUUUGUAAAGCUUCCACUAUACAUAUCUUUCACUUUACUUUCAUUGUUGGCUUUCCUAUCAUAUUGCUGAUCCAACCAAAAGUUACAGAAAAGCAUAACUUGGUGUGCCUAGAGAGCAGUUUUCUGCCUACAGUAUAUGAGCUGGUUAUAGUUCAUGUUUUCUAGCUUCAUUAGUAGAAUUAGGACUUUGUCUAUUAAUGGAAGUGAGGGAAGUGGGAGGGACAGUUAUUAGUGUUUGAGAUUUAUUUUUAGCUCAGUUUUUGGAGAUAUCCACAUUGUAGACACCUUUCCCCAUGACUUCAUUAACAUCUCAAUCCCAAGUAUGCUGUUAGACACUGCUCUGGGGCAAUUCAGAUAAGGAAAUAGCCUUUUAAUGAAGAUGAAUCUAUGUGGGAAAGGUGGGCAUAUUCCCCAAAAUGCAGCAAGUUGAGAAAAGAAAAAUUUCAGAUCUCUAUCAGUCAAAAAUGGAAAAGGAACAUUAAAAAAUGUUCAAUUUUUUUGCCAAAAUUAAUAACCCUAAGUAUUUGAUAGAGUUUAAUUUUUCUAUUUUCUAUUCCAUUCCAUUCUCCAAUCCAUAAUAGAAAGAGUCUGAGCCUUUUACAGCAAUAUCAGUGUUAUUUGGUCUGAAAUAAAAAAGUCAUUAUUAUUUCAGUUGGCCCAACCCUGUCUUAUAGAACUGUUCAUAAAGAAAGCCAAGAGGUAAAAAAUCAUUCACUUAUGCAUGGAAAGCAGUUUUUACUCAGACACUUCUAUCAUAAUCUAAAAAAAAUCUGCUAGUCUUCAUGUCCAUUCUUAUAAGAUUUUAAUUAUUUAAAAAUUAAAUCAAUACAAAAUAAUUCUAAAGACUAAAUUUUUGUUAGUAUAUUCCCCAGGGUUGUGAUUAUAUUCUAAUGAGAUAAUAUAUAUGAAACAUUUUAUAAACUUUAAAAUGUUAUAUAAACAUAAAUUAUUUAUUGUUAUUAUAAUUAGCAGAGAUGCUUCAAGAUAUCCUUUAGAAACAAGAAAACAUGUAUUCACAAUCCCUAGUAGGGUUUAAGGUCUUGAAAUGUCCCUGGCCCCCUUUUCCUCAAGUCUUAUGCUGACAGUGACCUCCAGGCUUCUGUUCUGUAUGUUUAUCAUAGAUCAAGGAAGUAAUUGCUGGGGCACAUUGUCAUUCAGGUAAUGUCCAAAAAAAAAUAAUAAUAAUAAAAUUCUUGUCAACUUGGUCUGAAAGAGACCAAAGGAAGUCCCUUUUAGUCCCUAUCAAACCUGCAUAGAAAAAUAAAUUCACUUGUCUCAUUAGCCUUGCCCAUUACAUACUAGAAAGAACUGACCAGGUUUUCAUAAACAACCUUUGGAGUCAUCAAAGAUGCAGUAAAAUAAUGACCGGAAAGAGCUUGUGACCUCCAGAAUUGACUUGCUUCUGUCAGUAAAAUGAAAUUGUGCCAUUCUCAGAAUACUAAAAAGACUCUUCUGCUUCAUUCUUGCCAAUUUUUAACAACAUCAGCAACAACUAUAACAAAAAACCCACAUCUUCAAAGCCAUAUUCUGCCUUCACCUCUAACAGGCAGCAGCACUUAGCACAAUGCCCACCUUAUAGUAUUCAGAAAAUGUAUAUGCUAUAAUAAAAUGCUUACCCAAGAGGAAGCUGAGUCUUUCCACUUGAAAGCCUAAGAUAGUAAGAAACAGGUAUUAUUCUCAUUUUAAAAAGAAGGAAAUUGAGGCUCAAAAAGACUUGCACAGGGUCAUGGGUCAAACACAACCAGUAAAUAAAAGGGAAAGGGGUCAACUUGUUUUCUAGAUUAUUGCAAUGGAUAGAGCACCAGUCCAAGAAUCAAGAGAAUCUGAGUUCAAAUACGACUUCAGGCACUCAUUAGAGAUGUAAUCCUGGGCAAGUCACUUAACCCAGAUUGCUGGAAAAUAAAUUAAAAGACCUGGGAUUUGACCCUAGUUCUUUGUGUCUGUAAGGCGUACUAUUUCUGUAAAGCCACCCUGCCUGUCUGUAUUUGGAAGUAUUUGCUUCUGGUAUUUUUUAAUAGGGAAAAUUAUACUAAUGUUCAUUGAAAAUGUCACAUAAUCAUCAAAGAAUUCUCCAAAGUUCCAACAGUGUACUUAGAAGGCAUUUUGGAAGUGGAGAAGGGGAAAAUAUUCUGUUUGAUUUCUGUCUGAACCCCCAAAUCAAGAAUAAAAGUACUGAAAAAUAAGCACCCCCCCAAAACAAAAGGAAAAAAAAACUUGUAUAAGCAAAUAUACAGAAAUAAUCAGCACAUAAUGCCUUUAACUCAAUAUGAUUAGACACUUAAGAUUGUACAGGAAGUGGGGGCAAAGGAUGCUACUGUUUAUCUCAAAAAGAAUUAAAUCCUUCCAGUCUCCUGUUACUUUCAAUAAAAGAAAGACAGGAUAUUGUCCCUCUUAUGCCAUUGAUUCUUUGAUAGGUUUUCAAAUACUCAUUUGCCACACUUCCUCCUUCAUGUGAUUCCAUUUGUCUGAACUGUGUUGCAUUUUUGUGAACUGCUUUGUCACACACUGUGUCCACUCCCUUUCCAUACAAACUUGACUCACCCCUACUUUCCAGAAUACUGUAAACUGCAGUUGCCUUGACAGGAGCUGUCUAUGUGAUUUUUAUGUUGAGUAGGAAACAGUGUUUCAUCAAAAGGACUUUUCUUUUCAGAGUUGCCAUGAAGGCUUUAGAAACCAGAAUUGACGGAACUGACUUUAGAAAACUGGAGACUUCAGAUAGUAGCUGCAAAGAACACGGUUUGGAUGUGUCUAGAGAUUUUGAAGUCUUGUUUGCACAGACAUAUACCUCCAUUGUCAUUUUUGUCACGGUGCAUUUGGGGUGUAGUAUUGUUCUUUUAGCCUGAAGUGAGGAAUGGAGCAGAUGACAUGUUAUUCAGACAGAAUUGUAUUUGAGCAGCUCUCACAAAUAGAGUGAAGUAUAGUUAGCUUAUUAGAAUUCUUUUAUUAUAUUGAUAUUGUGCAUAACUGAAUUUUGGGAGUUACUUUGUGUUUUGAUGAUUUUUUUAAUAUGAAAAAUGUAAUUAUUCAUCAUUGAAUCUCUGGAACCAAUCAUUAUUGUGGAUUAUUUUACUUUGAAAACACUUUCAUAAUAAAGAUAAGUAUUAAAAAUGUA